This is a messenger RNA of Penicillium atrosanguineum, 3429 nucleotides long. RefSeq names its product tRNA (34-2'-O)-methyltransferase regulator RTT10. The record is from RefSeq and is a predicted model, not a curated record. Gene Ontology annotation, molecular function: protein binding. Gene Ontology annotation, cellular component: cytoplasm. NCBI's taxonomy places the organism in Eukaryota, Fungi, Ascomycota, Eurotiomycetes, Eurotiales, Aspergillaceae. Gene Ontology annotation, biological process: tRNA methylation. Bases 1 to 3429 code for a protein of 1142 amino acids. The transcript is spliced from 3 exons.
AUGCUACCGUCACUUGAGCUUGUGGAUGCUUGUCUUCCCAUAUCAGCAUUGAAAACAUUUGACUGGAACGAUGGUAGCUUCAUCUUUCAAGGCCAAGGUCCAUUUUUAAGAGUAGUCGAGGACCGAACCGGGAAUGUGGCUGCACAGGUCCAAAUUUUCAGACGGAACAAUGUGCAUGGAUUCAUCAUCCUUCCUGAACGAAAACAUGAGGACGCGAAAGACACUACUCAAAUUAUAGUAUGGGGCGGGAAAUCCGUGCGUGCCGUUGAUCUCAAGUUAGGCUCCGACAAUGCCGUCACAUUGUGCAUAUCCAGUGCCGAAUUCCAAGCUCCAGACUGGAUUAUGAGCGGAUGUGCUGCUGUCCUUGACCAGCCAGACACAGCGUAUCUGGUCACGGCAAACAAUGCGUUGUUGAGCUUGAAGCUCUCACCGGCUGUGCAGUCAAAAUAUCGCUUGAAAGUCAGCAUCUAUCAACUGGCAACGAGCGUCAAGUGCAUCUUGUACGCUGUGGAUCUCAUUGCGCUCUCUGCCUCUCACAUCCUGAUUGCCGCAGGCACGGUUUUCGGAGAAAUCAUCGUUUGGUCCUGCUUCAUCAAAGCAAAUGGGCCAUCGAAGUUAAAUGCAGUUGGGUCGAUUCACCACUACUUUACUGGUCACGACGGGUCAAUUUUCGGCGUACGCAUCUCGCCCAAACUUACAUCUUUGAAUGGUGGAAAGUCUGGUCGACUUUUGGCAAGCUGCAGUGAUGACCGGACCAUCCGGAUAUGGGACAUCUCGGACUGCGAAAACAAAUCACCUCAGGACCCUUCUGCAUACUCUACGGAUGGCUUCGAGCUUCGAGGCACUGGGUUUGGAGCUACUCAGGGGGAUCCUGGCCUAACAGCUGAAUCAUGUGUUUCGAAAGCCUUUGGGCACAUUUCUCGGAUUUGGAGCGUAAAUUUCCGGCCUCUCAGAGAAGACCAGCCCAAUAAGAUGGGCUUGGUGUCUCGAAGCGAGGAUGCCACUUGUGCCGUUUGGGAUCUGACCUGGAAGUCGGAUUCUGCUGGCGCAACGAAAUACGAUUUACGCGAGACUUCUUCAAGUCUUCUUCAUUCUGGGAAAAAUCUAUGGUCUCUGGAUCUUUGCAGCCGAGGCGAAGAGACUGCCGUUUACUCAGGUGGUGCUGAUGGUGCCUUGAACAACUUCAUAGUCAAAGAGACCUGCGCCACCGAUAUUGCACCAUCGGGUCAUAUUGAUGGGUCUACAAAAGGCCGCCCUUCAAAGAUUGGAACAAAAGCCUUUGGCUUUGUUUCACCAGACUGCUUUGUUGCCUGCUCAGCGAGCGCAGAGCUUCAACUUGGGCAUAUCGGUGCCGGGGAGAAUGCGAAUAUCACCUGGGAGACAUUGUGUACCGCAAAAGACCCCCGUACAUUCUUUUUGAUCGCUGGAUUUCCGCAAAAGCGACUUGCAUUGAUUGGGAGCGGCCAAGGCUCCUUCCAAUUGUACCGCCAUGACUCUAAAUCACUCUCCCGUCUUGUGGAUAUUGGCGGAAGACCCAUCGGGCUCAUUGCGCUUGAAACUUCGCAACCGGACGCUAUUUCCUUCCUUGCUUAUUAUCCAAUGGACAAUACCGCAACAUUGGUGUCAACCACGGGAUUAGAUGACGAGUGCCCGAAGACUGAGGUCGUUACUUUCAGUUUACCACAAGCGCCAUUUGCGGUUUCUGCUGCAUCCUUGAUAUGUGAUGGCCAGUAUCUAAUGAUCGGGUCUAAGCUUGGUGGUUUAGCUGUUUAUCGAGUCUCGGAUCUUGGAAUGAACUCCCAGCCUCUGAUAGAAGAUCGACGUGUUCAUGGCCGUGAUGCUACAAACCACAUCCAAGUGGUUCCAUCGACGGAAGAAUUCAGUUCUAGCAACCCUGAAUAUGUUUUAACGUGUGGACGCGAUGGUUUCUUCUGUCUCCUCGAACUGUACCCCAGUGAUGUCGGCUCCAUCUCUUUCGAGGCAGUGCAUAGGUCAUAUUCUGGCCUCGCAGGUAAUAUCGGAGGUGCGUACUUCGAUGAAGCAAGUGGUGACCUGAUGAUCUACGGAUUUCGAUCACAAUCAUUUGUUCUUCGCAAUGAGUCCAAGCAAAAGGACAUCAUCUCCAUUCCCUCGGGUGGUGCUCGGAGAGGCUGGGCCUUUAACCCGAAGGCUACAAUAGAUAAUGAGGCUGUGCUUCUUUGGAAAGAUGGCCACGAUAUGUACACUCGCCGCAUUCGUACAGAUCUCAACCGGUGCCUCCGAGCUGGAAAUCAUGGACGGGAGAUUAAGUCGAUGGAUAGCGUCGAUUCAAUCCAAGGCAGGCGAUCACUCUUCGUUACUGGAUCGGAAGAUACUACAGUGCGCAUCUUCGCGCUAUCCAGCCCGGCCAGUGCAAGCCCUUGGGGAUCCUUCGAAUGUCUGCGCACAUUGGACACACACAGAACGGGUAUUCAGCAAGUCAGUCUGUCGAAAGAUGGCCAGUAUUUGUUCACAAGCUCUGGCUUUGAGGAAUUCUUCGUUUGGAAAAUCAAAUUUGUCCCAUCAUUCGGUCUUGCGACGAUACUUUUGGCUGCUAGCCCGAAAGAUGACCCGAAUUCGGAGCUUCGAGUAACCAGUUUCGAUAUGGUGGAAGUUAGAGAUUCUGGAGCCGGGCAAGAGUUUCUCCUAUGCUUGACACUUUCCAACUCCACGUUCAAGAUAUUCAACUUCUCUCCAUCCAAUGCCAAGUUCACACUUCUGGCUAGAGGAACAUACAUGACCAAUUGUUUGACACAAGGUCAUUUCUGGGUGAAAGAUUCCUCAGUGAGCCUCAUAACCGCCGCGACAGAUGGAUUCUUUACUCUUUGGGACUUGACCACAACCCUCGAACCAUUUUACACCGUGUCUUCAUCUAUCGUGGUCGCAAACCCGUCUCUCGGAAGCUCGGCUAUCUCACCCGAAGAGAUUUCGUGUGAGAGUCGAUACCAAAUUCAUUCCAACAGCAUCAAAGCAAUUGAGCUGAUUUCAAUCUCUGAAACCACCACCGUGAUUGUAGCUGGAGGCGAUGACAACUCCAUCUCUGUGUCCCUCUUGAAGACGGAUACCGAUGGAAGCGCGCAGGUGAUUACAGUAUCGAUACCAGACGCUCAUACAGCCGCAACAACCACACUCAAAGUUCUCCGUCGACAAACCUCCCGUGCUACUGGAUCCGAUCAUGAAUUCACAACAAUUACUUUCGCCUCCUCUAGCAAUGACCACCGAGUCAAGAUCUGGUCCAUCAUUGUGGAUCCUACGCAACAUGAUGCGCAGGCAAUCCGGCUGAAUUUCUUGCUAGAUCGAUACAGCGCCGUCGCUGAUCUAUCAUCCUUAGCACUGAUUAAGACUUCCGAAAAUGAAGGAACGUUGCUAGUCGGUGGAGUCGGUAUGGAAAUGUUUCAGAUCAAGCUGUAG